AUGGCUUGGAGCGCGCUGCCCGCACUGGCCCUCGUGGCCAUGGUGGUCAUGGUCACGCCCGGCGCCAAUGCCGGUAAGAUCAAGCGAGAUGACAUUAUCUACCGCAUUCUCAACGUCCACAACAAGGAACGGUGCAACGUGGAGCCUCCGGCUCGGGACAUGACAACAAUGAAGUGGGACCCCGAUCUUGCCUGGACGGCCAACAAGGUGGCGAAGAAGUGUGUUUUUGAGCACUCGGAAUUCGAGUACCGUGCCAAGAAGUACAAGAAGCGAACGGGAGAAGACGCCCUCAUUGGUGAGUCGCUGGCGUUGGGAAACCUCGGCGGCAUCAACCGCAAGAAAUAUGCCAAGAUCUUCUCCAAGGCUUGGGCGGAUGAAAAGGAAGAUUGGGACUUUCACGCUCUGACUAUGGACGACUUUGCCCCCGACUCGCCCCAAGUUGGCCAUUACACUCAGAUGAUUGAUGCAGACUCGGAGUAUGUUGGCUGUGCUUUCAAAAGUUGCGACAACAAUCAGCGCCUUUUCGUCUGCCACUACCGCACCGCAGGCAAUGUUCUGGGCCAGACGCCGUAUGAGCCCUGCGAAGACGACGAAGAUUGUGCCAACCCAGCCUGUGACUUUGGCAACUAA
Messenger RNA from Monosiga brevicollis MX1, 630 nucleotides. RefSeq lists its product as uncharacterized. Lineage: Eukaryota; Choanoflagellata; Craspedida; Salpingoecidae. The record is from RefSeq and is a predicted model, not a curated record. Bases 1 to 630 code for a protein of 209 amino acids. The transcript is spliced from 7 exons.